UAGGUUAUGAAAAGGAAACACUCGACUGCACUUAAAGUCGAUAUCAUCUGUUUCUGUGUCAAUUAAGGAUCAGAGUGCGUAGAACUUGUAGAAUAGUCUGGAACGAUCUGGACGACUCGGAGGACACCCUAAAGCAGAAUGGAUCCCCACACCGGGUCCUCGUCUGCGAGUCAAUGUGAUCUGUGUAAAACUGCUGAGGUACACGUUCACUGCGAUACCUGUAUCGUCAACCUAUGCAAAGUCUGUGUGGGAGAACAUGUUUCAACUGACGAAUCCAUUGAUCACAAAAUCGUCAAAUUCCAGGCAAGAAAAUCCAUCUCAUUCACUCCUGUGUGUAAAUCUCAUGAGAGAAAACGAUGUGAAAUGUACUGUACAAAAUGCGACUUUCCAGUCUGCACCGCUUGCAUCGCAUCUGAUCAACAUCUCGGUCAUAAAUUACUGCAAAUGACCCAGUUUCUAAAGGAAAAGAAAGAAAAGAUGAUUGAAGAAAAGAAAGAACUGAAUGAAUCAAUUUUCCCAACCUACCAGGACAUUGCCUCUGAUGUACAAAACAGAAUGAGUCAGUUAGAAAAGGAAUAUGGAGAUCUCUCAAUAGCCAUAACAAAACAUGGAGAAGAUUGGCACAGAGAAAUUGACAAACUUGUAAAGAAACUUCAGACAGAAGCUAAGGAAUUGAAAAAUAUGCAGUUACAAACCCUGCAGAGACACUUGGAUGAAGUGAACAAGAAGAUUUCUGACAUCAAGGAUGAAAUCAAGUCAAUCCAAGAAACCCUGGACUCUGGCGAUUCAUCUUUGGUGCUGGAGGCUGUCAUUAGAAUAGGAGACUACAGGACAGUCCCACACAAAAUCAUUGUUUCUUUGCCAAAAUUCAAUACAAAAAAGUUCCAUGAGGAACUAUUCGGCUCAUUGUCUUCUAUUGCUUCAACAUCUGAAGAACAUGGUUACAGCUUGAAGAAGAUGCAGAAACCCUUUAAAGUCAGAAAGCUGCUUGAUGAACCAGAGAUCGUUGCCACUAUUGACUCGGGGUAUGUGGACCUGUGCAAUGUGGCCUGUCAGAAUGAUGAAGAAAUCUGGACAAGUGGAUACGGCAAAAUGAUGAAGCUCUUCAGCAUCAAUCGGGGAUCACUUCUUACUACAAUCACGACCAAGUCCGGCAAUACACCUACAGAUAUAGCGGUGACAGAGAGCCAAGAGCUCGUUUAUGCAGAUUGCAGCGACAAUUCGGUGAAUGUUUUGAAGAAUGGAGGGAUAGAGGAGGUGAUCAGACUCCAAAAGUGGAGUCCACGUGGCAUUUGUGGUACCUCCUCUGGUGACCUCCUGGUCUCAAUGGAAAACGAUGACUUCACCCAGUCCAAAGUUGUCCGAUACUCAGGCUCCACAGAGAAACAAACCAUUCAGUUUGAUGUGAAAGGCUUACCGUUUUAUUCUUUCACCAAUAACACUAAAUACAUAUCUGAGAACAGGAACCUGGAUAUCUGUUUGGCUGAUUACAUAGCAGGAGCAAUAGUGGUGGUUACUCAAGCUGGGAAACUGAGAUUUAGGUACACUGGACAUACUCCUGCUCCAAAGAACAAACCUUUUCACCCAGUAGGAGUCACCACAGACAGUCAGAGCCACAUCCUUACAGCUGAUUAUAACAAUGACUGUGUCCACAUCAUAGACCAGGAUGGACAGUUCCACCGUUACAUAGAAUGCGCAUUGAAAUAUCCCUAUGGACUGUGUAUAGAUACAAUUGACAAUCUGUUUGUUGCUCAAUACAAAAAGAGCCAAGUGAAGAAAAUCAAAUACUUGCAAUGAAAUUCAGAUGCCAAAUUUGACUCGCAUAAAUGAUGAAUGCAGUAAAUAACAUAAAUGAAUAUUUCUGCUUUCAAAGAACUACUGGUUUCUAUAAAGAUUAAACCUUGGAUAUUGUGUAGAAUUGCAAACAAUCACAAACUGAACUUCAAAAGCUCAAUAAAAUAAAGAAGUGAUCAUAUGAAAA
Molecule: messenger RNA, 1981 nt
Organism: Saccostrea cuccullata (small rock oyster)
Lineage: Eukaryota; Metazoa; Mollusca; Bivalvia; Ostreida; Ostreidae
Exons: 2
Coding region: 139-1797 (552 amino acids)
Biological process (GO): proteasome-mediated ubiquitin-dependent protein catabolic process; protein polyubiquitination
Molecular function (GO): ubiquitin protein ligase activity; zinc ion binding; protein binding
Source: RefSeq, a predicted model, not a curated record